Molecule: messenger RNA, 585 nt
Organism: Knipowitschia caucasica
Lineage: Eukaryota; Metazoa; Chordata; Actinopteri; Gobiiformes; Gobiidae
Source: the annotation of a GenBank genome assembly
AUGGUAAUGAACCAACCUGACAUCGUGGUGGUGGACAAAGGGCAGAGGACAGCCGUGGUGGUAGACAAAGGGCAGAGGACAGCCGUGGUGGUGGACAAAGGGCAGAGGACAGCCGUGGUGGUGGACAAAGGGCAGAGGACAGCCGUGGUGGUGGACAAAGGGCAGAGGACAGCCGUGGUGGUGGACAAAGGGCAGAGGACAGCCGUGGUGGUGGACAAAGGGCAGAGGACAGCCGUGGUGGUGGACAAAGGGCAGAGGACAGCCGUGGUGGUGGACAAAGGACAGAGGACAGCCGUGGUGGUGGACAAAGGGCAGAGGACAUCCGUGGUGGUAGACAAAGGGCAGAGGACAGCCGUGGUGGUAGACAAAGGGCAGAGGACAGCCGUGGUGGUGGACAAAGGGCAGAGGACAGCCGUGGUGGUGGACAAAGGGCAGAGGACAGCCGUGGUGGUGGACAAAGGGCAGAGGACAGCCGUGGUGGUGGACAAAGGGCAGAGGACAGCCGUGGUGGUGGACAAAGGGCAGAGGACAGCCGUGGUGGUGGACAAAGGGCAGAGGACAGCCGUGGUGGUGGACAAAGGGUAG